CACAGCGUUCCGUAGUUCAGAGGCAAUCACAUGUGUUUCAACAAGGAAGAGGGGUUCCUUCUGAUAGUUUAUUUAAAUAACACGAUGACUGUACAACGAUAUUUCGUCAACUUAAACCAUGUGAAACGUGUUAUAUGCUUCGAAUAAAUGAAAAAGGCGUAGUGUAUUUUGCUAUAAUAUAUAUAAGGCGCUAGAUUAAUGCUUCGGUACAUGUGGACGUUUGUGGCGGUGUGUUGACAGAGGUGCCUGAGUCAUUGACAUCUACUAGAUCUAGGUGUUGAAAAUUUGAUGAUCUUUUUGACAGCAUGCAAUGGGGAACUGCUGGACCCAGUGUUGUGCGAUAUUCCGAAAGGAAACGAACAGGAUCAAAAGAGGAGGCGGGUCUAAAUACUUUAAAGCUGUUGGGGACCAUUGCACCGUAGAGUUUGAGAACCUAGUGGAGAGCGAUGAGGAGGGAAACCCAGGCAGCUGUCUCAGAGCGAUCAGCGAGGAAGAGAUGGCCCACCUGAAGGAGCAGCGGUACGCCGCCAUCUCCGACAAGCAGACGCUGGUCGACGAGCGGCUGCGAGCCGAGUUAGCGGCAGAGGAGGAGAGACUGAGGCAGGAAGAGGAGGCGGAGUGCACGGCCCAGCGAGAGGCGUCCAGGAGGGUACGGGAGAGGAGGUGGCAGCGGGAGCAGGCACAAAGCACGAACACUACGGCAGAAGCUGGAAGCUGUGGAGAUCCUCAGACGCUGGUGGCUGGAAGCAGUACCGGAGCCCCCCAGCAGGAGGCACUCAGGAGCAGUAGCAUUGCCAUGGCAACACCCAACACUGGGAGCAGUCGUGACCUCAUCAGCAGAGGGCAACGUUCCCUGAACGAUGAUGGCUCUUCAGAGGACCUGGAGUGGGAUGAUGAGGAAGGUGCACCCCAGGCAGAAAUGGUUCAGGAAUCUGGCGCCCGGGACCAUGGCACCUCCCUGGAGUGGGAGGGCGACUUCGUUAGUGCCCGCGCUGAGGACUGCGACGACCCGGAGUUCGACGGCUUCGUCAAUCCUGUCCUGGAUGCGCCAUCCUGGGACAGCGACCAGCAGGACAGAUAGGGCCAGUGGGAGGCGGGAACAGAAUGGGGGCGGGUUAUAAAAAGCAGCAAUACCAGCAAAGGCACCAGUUUCAGCUGAGACUGCACCGAAUCCCAACCCAUCCUCUAAUAAGAAAGAAAAGACUAAUCAUUUCCUUAAACUGGUAAUGGGCAUUUGGUAAACUGGUGUGCACAGAGGGGACUAGUUAUCAUUUGUUGUCAUCCAAAGGAUGAAGGAUUAUUUUUUCCCCCUUUUUAUCUUGCUCCUCAUCAGAACUUUCCUUUUUAUUUUAGCGAUUAUUCCAUUUAAUUAGUUGCAUUUCUGUAAUCCUUUUUCCUGAACAGGGUAUCUUAAAGGGCAUGGUGUGCCUGUAUCAUGGAACCAAGUGGGCUUUGUAGAACAUGGUCUACACCUAAGUCGUUAUACCCCUGUGUGACUUGCGGUCUACGUCACAGGAUGUCUGUUCUAAACCCUUUCGCCCCUACCUUGUUUUGUUUGGCAUCAGCCCAGUGACCAAAGGCACCAUCUUCUCAGAAAUGGGUCUGCAAAGGGGCUCUGCCCCGACCCCGGUGCCUCGCCUAAGAUAAUCAUGCUGUGGUUCUUCCAGGCCGAACGCCAGGACUCUCGGGUCCUCCUUGUUCCCGUCCAGGGUGGUCUGCUGUGCCAAACUGAUGUGUCUCCUCCCCGAAGCAGCCUGGCUUGUAAUUUCCAGGAAGUUCUACAGGUGGCUGUCCCACAUCCUGAUUGGGUGCAGCGGUGUUCCGUCACCGUAGAAACGUUUGAUUCGGUAACGACGAGUGUGUGUGUGUGUGGCUGGGUGGGUGUAAUGUUUUCUAAAACAAACUUUAUCUUUGUAGACCCUGAAAGUAAAAACUGGAGACGGCAAGAGAAAUUUUGACAUUUAACAAAAACAGCUGAUUCUCUUGUUGGGUUUUUCUUUUGGUCUCCUCAGGCACAGUCCCUGGGUUGAAACUUCUUUUCCGUUACCUAUUUUACAUUCUAACGGGCGAUAUAAUGGGUGGUGGAAACCAGAAUGAUUGCUCAUCACAGCUUACUACCACUCCCAGUCACACCUCCUCCUGAAUGUAUGUACUGGUCGGUUUAAUUGUUUGGUUUCUGUUUUAUACAAUAUUUUCUCUUCGAAUGAACGUCUGUUGCUUCAUAAAUCACUGAAUUGCAAAAUA
This is a messenger RNA of Brienomyrus brachyistius, 2244 nucleotides long. Its product is annotated as AP-1 complex-associated regulatory protein-like. NCBI's taxonomy places the organism in Eukaryota, Metazoa, Chordata, Actinopteri, Osteoglossiformes, Mormyridae. The coding region runs from base 311 to 1081 and encodes 256 amino acids. The transcript is spliced from 11 exons. Gene Ontology annotation, molecular function: AP-1 adaptor complex binding. Gene Ontology annotation, biological process: negative regulation of cell motility; negative regulation of substrate adhesion-dependent cell spreading; regulation of Arp2/3 complex-mediated actin nucleation. The record is from RefSeq and is a predicted model, not a curated record.